Malassezia sympodialis ATCC 42132 is the source of this 396-nucleotide messenger RNA. Lineage: Eukaryota; Fungi; Basidiomycota; Malasseziomycetes; Malasseziales; Malasseziaceae. The record is from the annotation of a RefSeq genome assembly.
UCUUCCGGUGUUAAAGUUAGCCAAGAGUGUCUCGAGCAGUUCCAGUCGCUGAAACUUGGAAAGAAGACAAAGUACAUUAUCUUCACCCUGUCGCCUGACAACACUGAAAUUGUGGUAUCCAAGACGAGUGAGUCACAGGACUACGACGAGUUUUUGGCUGAAUUCCCUCCUGCGGAAUGUCGCUAUGCCAUCUACGACUUCGAGUACCAGAAGGGCGACGAGGGUAAGCGCAACAAAAUUUGCUUUUACACUUGGUACCAAAAGAUGCUCUAUGCUUCGUCCAAAGAAGCCCUGCGCAAAGCCCUUGUAGGGAUCGCCACUGAGAUCCAGGGAACCGACUUCAGUGAAGUGUCGUAUGAGACUGUCUUGGAGAAGGUAUCUCGCUCGACCUUCUAA